UAAAAGUGAACUACUCCUUUAAGGUGCAUGAAAUCCAUUUAGACCAAAUCUCAUGUGAAUAUGUAUAUGUCCAUUCUGUGAAUGCUAUUCUUAUUCUCUCACAAUUUCAUAUCUCUGUUCAAAGUAAAUCAGAUUUAUAUUCCACAGCCACUUGUGCAUAUCUACAUUCAGAGCACAUUUAUAAACAAUAAGGACAAUCUUUUUAGGACAACCAUCUGAAAAGCAUAAGACAUGAGAAAAAGUUGACAUUUAAUCUCAUUGCAGUCAAGGAGAAAUGAUUGAGAUCUCAUUUGUGAGGUUUUAUAAAAUGCAUCAGAGAAAAUGCAGUGCAGGAGCUCCACCCACCUGUGUGUGGUACCUGCUCAGGUGCUCAAACAAUAAAAGGACUGUUCACUCUGAUAAAGAGGCACUUUCUCCAGAGUCCAGAACAUUAGUUGAUGUUGACUCAACCCGCUGGCACAGAUCACACGCUGAAGGAUUACUCGUCUUCAAAGAUGAUGAAGAUUAUACUAAGAGCCUUCACCACCUUAGCUGUUGGUUGGAUUGCACUUUUCAUGGGUGUAAAGUCUGUCAAUAUCUCUGCGUGGGAUUCCCCAACUGAAAGCACAGACGCCUUGACUCCACAUGCUUUAACUUCAGUUAUCAUGGAUCUCAGGAUCACUAACCGUGUUUAUAAUGACUCACUGGCUGACCAGCAAUCAGCAGAGUAUACAACACUCAAGCAAGAGGUGGAACGACUGUUUGAAGAUAUUUAUGCUCCACCAUUUAACACCACCCACCUGAUAUAUUUGGGGACAGACGAGAUGAUCUUCAGUAACGGGUCUGUGAUCGCCACUUCUCGACUGUUGUUUGGUCCGACCCAAGUCAAUCCAGAAAUUGUGAGAGACAUCUUUUUGCCUGCGUACAAGCAAAUUCCAUCGCCGGCACUAGAGAUCGACGUCAGCUACAUUGAAAAUAAACUAUCUACUGAAGAACCUUUUGAAGAAGAGAACAACUUCAUCAGUCCACCAACGACAACACACAAAGGAACACCCUUUACGACCACGCCCUCCAUGGCCACGCCUCUCAUUUCCACUCCUGAGAUCAUAACGGAAGACGAAUCCCUCACCAGCCGCCUUCCGUCCACACACACACCCAACAUGUCCACCUCUGUUGUUGUGGGAAACAUCACACACUUAAUCCACUCCACACCCUUUAACACCACCACAAUGCACCCAAACACCACAACCAACUUAUUAAUGAAUAAUGCAAGUAUUUCUGCAGCACCCAACAGCACCACCAAUGGAGUAACUAAUGGGACCACCACAGCAGCACCCAUUGGUACCACCACUUUACCUUCUAAUAGCACCACCACCACUGAAACCAUCACUACAGUCCCAAAUACCACCAUCACUGCAACCCUAAAUGGCACCACCACUACUUCCCCAAAUAACACCACUACACCCCUCAUGUCCACCUCCAUCCACAUCACUGCUGUGAACCCGACAUUCAGCUCCACUCCAUUUCCAACAGCACAGCCCUCGAAGACCACCACGCCUGUGAAUUACUCAUCUACCACUGCCUCCGCUCUGGUGCCGGGAUGGGGCGUCGCCCUCUUAGCGCUGGUGGCUGUCAGUCUCUUCCUCCUCAUCAUCCUCAUCAUUCUGGUGGUGCUCUGGUGCUGUUGUCCAAAACGACGAGUUUUCGUGAAUGAACCUGAAGAGAUGAGUCCUCCCAUGUACUUCAACCCAGACAUCCCCAUGUACUCAACGCAAAGCACGUUUGAUACAGCCAACGGCAAACAAGCGGACGCCAGAGAAAAACCCCCGAAAAACCGGACAGGAAUGUACGUGGUGAACAAAUGAUGGACACAGGUUCUCUGACUCCCCAACACUGUCACUCCUUCUAUGUGUGAAGAACAAGACCUGAGGAAAACUGUUGGAAGAAUAACUGUCAUACAGCCGGC
Molecule: messenger RNA, 1945 nt
Organism: Pimephales promelas (fathead minnow)
Lineage: Eukaryota; Metazoa; Chordata; Actinopteri; Cypriniformes; Leuciscidae
Source: RefSeq, a predicted model, not a curated record